Messenger RNA from Vespula vulgaris, 1840 nucleotides. Its product is annotated as putative serine protease F56F10.1. Bases 262 to 1749 code for a protein of 495 amino acids. The record is from RefSeq and is a predicted model, not a curated record. Gene Ontology annotation, molecular function: serine-type exopeptidase activity; dipeptidyl-peptidase activity. The transcript has 9 exons. Lineage: Eukaryota; Metazoa; Arthropoda; Insecta; Hymenoptera; Vespidae. Gene Ontology annotation, biological process: proteolysis.
AAUUGUGAAUCGUUUAGUGAAAAUCCCUAUUUAAUCCACGACCAUGGCGCCGAUAUUUCUAUGAUAAAUAUAGCCAUACUUAUUCUAUGAUACAAUGUUCCUUCUUUAAUCUUUUAAGUUUAAACAUUUUAUAAACAUCGCCAUAUAUCUCGUAUAUGUGACUUUGCUUACUAUAUGCAAACAAUAAGAUACAAAUUUCAAAAGAAAUUUUCAAUUGUCAUUGAUAUUUAAAUAUUUGUGUUUUUUCAUUAGCUUUUAAAAAUGCGAUUUGUAUCAUUAUUGCUGUUAACAGCAGUUUUUAUAAAUAUUAAUGCAGCACUACGUAAUUUUCUAAGAGGUAGAAGUAAAGAUGGAAAUCUAGGUAUGUUGCUUUCACACAAAAAACACAAAUGGCUUCCUAAGGAGCAAUGGUUUAUUCAAACGCUUGAUCACUUUAAUCCAAUAGAUACACGUGUUUGGAAGCAGAGAUAUUUUCAGAAUACAGAAUAUUAUAAACCUGGUGGUCCUAUGUUCCUUUUAAUCGGUGGUGAAGGAACAGCCACUGCCAAGUGGAUGGUGGAAGGACAAUGGAUCGAAUAUGCUAAACAAUUUGAAGCAAUGUGCUUUCAACUUGAACAUCGCUUUUAUGGGAAAAGUCAUCCAACUGUAGAUAUGAGUGUGAAGAACUUAAUUUAUUUAAAUUCAGAACAAGCACUUGCAGAUAUAGCAUAUUUUAUAGAAAGUAUAAAUGAAAUUUAUAAGGUAUUAGAUAAUAUAAAAUGGAUUGUUUUUGGAGGUUCUUAUCCUGGAUCAUUAGCUGCGUGGAUGCGUGUAAAGUAUCCUCAUCUUGUACAUGGAGCUGUGUCUAGUAGUGCUCCAGUCCUUGCACAAGUUGAUUUUCAACAAUAUUAUGUUAUUGUUGAAAAUUCUCUUAAAGAAUAUUCUGAAGCAUGUGUAGACGUGAUAGCAGCUGCGAACAAACAAUUUCAUAUGAUGUUACAUCAUCCAAUAGGUCAACAAGGCAUUGUUAAAAAAUUUAACCUGUGUGAUCCAAUAGAUAGUGGAUACACAAAACGCGUCGAUAUUUCGAAUUUAUAUGAAACGAUAGUAAGUAAUUUUGCAGGUAUUGUCCAGUACAAUAAAGAUAAUCGUAACAAUUCAAGAAUGGCUAAUUUGACCAUCGAUGAUGCAUGUAACAUUCUAAUGAAUGAAAAAAUAGGUAUACCCAUCGACAGACUCGCUUAUAUAAGUAAUAUGAUACUGAAUGCAAGCAAAGAAAAAUGUUUGGACUUUAGAUACGAUAAGAUGAUUCAUGAAUUAAGGGAUGUAACAUGGGAUUCUGAAGGAGCGGAAGGAGGUCGGCAAUGGAUAUAUCAAACCUGCACAGAAUUUGGAUUUUUUCAAACAUCGACUGCUCGUCCAAAUUUAUUUAGUGAAAUGUUUCCAGUAGAAUUCUUUAUUCAACAAUGCAUUGAUAUUUUCGGACCUAGGUAUAAUAUAGACUUACUUAAUAAUGCUGUGAAGCGAACCAAUACUCUAUACGGAGCACUUAAGUUAAAAGUAAAUAAUGUAGUAUUCGUGCAUGGAUCUGUUGAUCCAUGGCAUGCACUAGGUAUUACAACAUCAUUAACUCCUGAGGCUACUGCUAUUUAUAUCAACGGCACUGCGCAUUGUGCUAACAUGUAUCCAUCUACCGAACAUGACCUGCCUCAGCUAAAAGCAGCUAAAGCACAAGUUGGACGAAUAAUCUAUCAGUGGUUAAAGAACUAAGUUUACUUUCUCUAAUAUAUAAUAUAUUUUAUGUGAUAUUAGGAAAUAAGUUUAAACAAGAUAUUUUGAAAUAAAAUAAUGUAAUCUUUUA